Molecule: messenger RNA, 3367 nt
Organism: Daldinia decipiens
Lineage: Eukaryota; Fungi; Ascomycota; Sordariomycetes; Xylariales; Hypoxylaceae
Product: kinase-like protein
Exons: 2
Coding region: 214-2952 (912 amino acids)
Biological process (GO): peptidyl-serine phosphorylation; mitotic spindle assembly checkpoint signaling; chromosome segregation
Cellular component (GO): spindle; kinetochore; nucleus
Molecular function (GO): protein serine/threonine/tyrosine kinase activity; protein serine/threonine kinase activity; ATP binding
Source: RefSeq, a predicted model, not a curated record
CUUUCAACCAGCACGACCGCGCCAAUUACUUCUGCAUUACCGCGCCCCAUCCGCUCGACCCGACUACCAAACUAUAAUGUUUUGGACCAUCAUCUGCUUUGACACGUAGAAUAUCCAUUAAAUCGACAAUAAAAUAGCCCAAUUCGCCAAUUCGACGCGCUAUAACCCGCUUGCUUUGUUUCUCAACUCCAUAUAAUUAUAGCUUACACCAUAAUGACCUCCGCAUCGCCGACGCCCGGAGCGUCCAGUCAUCAUCCGGGCGCUGUAACGAGAAAAUCGUCGCUAAGAUCGGGGUUGAGGAGGGCUCCCUCUAGAUCGCAGAUCGGCCGUGCCGAAUCCAAUAUUCCAGCUCCAGUUCAUGCCGUUCAUGCCUCCAAGUCGCAAUACGCGAGCAAUGAUAGUUCAGAUGACGAGAUCCCUGUGCCUAUGAAGCUCAGCGCUCUUACCAAAGCUCUUCUCAACGACGAGGGAGCUGAACAAGAACGAGACAAUGGACGCGUUAGAACUCGGGCUCAAGCCCAUCGCCCUUCGUCGCCCGUCUACGCAGAGCAAGACAAACCUGCCAAGAGGCGCAGCGUCCUCGGAUCAGCAGCUUCAAUCGGCGAAGAGAGAAGGCAUACCCGUGCCAGCAGCUCUCAGUUGCCAUCAAGACCAACCUCACCUGUCAGAAGUCAGCCUAGUAGAGAAAGUAGCCCCGUCAGGAAGCGUGUCGUCCGGUUAAGUGCUGCGUCUGCAACAUCUGCUGCUACCUCGCUGCCUAAAGCUCCCGCAAAGAGGAGGUCAACAUCAACGUCAACGUCGUUCUCCGCUUCGCAAAGCAGGAACCGCCCUCCAAGUCGAGCUGAUAGUGUCGCGGACGAGAAGGCUAAUGGUUCGCUGAUCAAGGAGAAGGAUUUAAAUACGCCGGCUCAGCAAGGGCGCGUGGUCAGAAUCGCUGUCGGAUCGUCGGGCAAUAGGGGUCGCUCGUCGGCUUCGUCGGCGAUGUCUUCUAGGCCAACUGACUUAGCCUCAUCGUUCCAUUCUCACGGCGUGCCAUCUGACGAAACUGACCUUCCCGAUGCUCCUCAGACUGUUCCCCGGCAACAGGGGUCUUCCAAUCCGGGAAGCGCCUCUAGGUUAGGCUCUAACGGAUCUAGGAAUCGCAACGACGAAAAUCAAGCAGUGCAGAGCUCAAUGCGUGUUAAGAGAGUAGGAAAGGUUCCUGGCAGGUUUCUCAGCGGCCCAGCACGCCGAGGACGAAGAAGACAAAGCGAAGAGGACGCCGAGAAUGGAAGAGAACCUCUCCGAUCCGGUCAGGAAUCCGAUGCGCCUCAUGCUCGGGGUCCCGAAGACUACGAUCCGUUAGAUAACCUUGCGUCCUCGUAUUACGUGCCCGACCGUCUCGCCAUGGGGAGUCCUGUUAGCUCUAGGGGAUCUGCAAGGGCGGCCCAGAGAAGGGAACUGUCUACUGCGGCGGAAAAUGGACACGUCUCACGGUCACGACAGACUUCACCAGAACAAGACGAAAUUCCAAUCCCACAUUAUCGGGUCCCACCCCCUCGAUCCGAAAUGCCGGCGAGACAAGAUCAGGAGAACGAGGCCCCGCCGACCUUCAAGAGGAACAAACCCCCUGUAGGAAGCUUUCUGGAGAAAGAUAUGCCUAAGAAUUCAGCCCGUCCUUCGAGUGCUGCCGAGGUGGGUUCCGCACGACUUAUCUCUCCGGACCGCAAGGCAUUAAGCUCUCUGAGCCAGAACACACCUCGUAGGGCAGCACCGGCGCCUCCACCCAAGAUGUCGAUCCUGGACGCAGCUACCUCUGCAGCUGGAGCAGCAACUACGGUACAAGCGGCGAAGAGACGAAAUUACAUGAAAGUCAACGGAAAAUGCUACACGAGGCUCGACUCCCUCGGCCGUGGAGGUAGCGGAAAGGUAUACCGAGUUGCAGCCGACAACGGGAAGAUGUUUGCGUUGAAGCGCGUCUCUAUCGAGGGUGCAGACGAGAAUACGGUCCGAGGCUAUAAAGGCGAAAUCGACCUGUUGAAGAAGCUAAAUAACGUCGAGCGUGUCGUCACUCUAUACGAUUACGAGAUGAACGAAGAGAAACAGGUCCUCAGCCUGCUUAUGGAAAUGGGCGAGUUGGAUCUUAACACGCUCCUACGCCUCCGGCUGUCGCCCGAGAAUGCCAAAUUUGAUCCAGUCUUCGUGCGCUACUACUGGCAGGAGAUGCUCGAAUGUUUGGCGGCGGUACACGUCCAUGAUAUCGUCCACUCGGAUCUGAAACCUGCCAACUUUGUUGUUGUUCAAGGUCGAUUGAAGCUAAUCGACUUUGGCAUUGCCAACGCUAUUCAGACCGACGAGACCGUCAAUGUGCACCGUGAGACCCAGGUCGGCACUCCCAACUAUAUGAGUCCGGAGAGUCUUCUCGACUCUAACACAACUGAUUCCGCCGGCCACCGCAUUACCUCCAUCGGCAAUGCACCGCGCCCCAAACUUAUGAAGCUGGGCAAACCAAGCGAUAUCUGGAGCUUAGGCUGCAUACUGUUCCAGAUGGUGUAUGGCACGCCACCCUUCGGCCAUAUCCCUAACCAGAUGGCACGUUGCCACGCCAUCAUCAAUUGGCAGUACGAUAUCGAGUUCCGCGACAAGGGCAUUGGCGGAGCAUCUGUCCCUCCCAGCCUCCUGCGAACUAUGAAGCGCUGCCUUAGCCGCGACCAGCACCUACGUCCCACUUGUGAAGAAUUGCUGUCUAGGACGGACCCGUUCCUGUACCCCGUCGAAGCGCCGGCAGGGACGCUACCUAUCACCGAAGAGUUGCUCGGACGAAUUAUUCAGAGCGUCGUUACCCGGUGUCGCGAGAGGAUGCCAACCGAGGCCGAGGCACUAAGCGUCUGGCCUCAGGCUUAUUGGGGCAGCGUCGCUAAAGCUGUUGGCAGAGAGGUGGCUUCGAGAGCCGCUCCCGAAGACACAAGGUGACAGACAGGACGGGGUUUGGAAAGCUAAUAAUAAAACAUGACUUAUGACUGAGGAACUGAAAAAUUACGGCUGGAUAAGAGGGGAUGGCAGCCCGUUUGCAUACGUACGGGCUCGUGUGGAUGGACAAUUGUUUUUGGGAUACUAGAAUCCCGUUGUUUAAAUUCCCUUUUUUUACCAUUCAAGAAGUCGUUGGGGAGAGGUAUCGUCCCCAUCGAGAGAUAUCCCUGAUGUUCUGCUCACGCUUAUGCCGCAUUAGCCACGGAGUUCAGGAUAGGCACGGGAUGAUGCUUCAUCGUUAGACACGGCUUGUUGGGGCUGUGGUUGAUUUUAGCGAUACGUUUGUGGUUGUUUUUACGCUUUCCGUGAAACUUUACUUUUUAAUGAGAACUCAAACCUGAUCAUUUUUAACAUUUAA